AUGCGUACAUUUUACCUCCCAUGAUGCAUUUGGCUGUCUGGGUGAAGGAAACAUUGAUCGUAGCUAGUGAAAUGGGAAAACAUUGGCACCUAUAGAAAAUAAGUAUUUGGGUUUUUCUCGGUCCACUAAGAGGUUACUUUUGCAUUUAAAACACUCAAGCGUGCUUUUCCCCCUGCAGUGUUUUGAAAGUUGGGAAGAAGGGCCCACUGUUGAACCAUUAGACAAUGGGAGCAGAUAAAAGGGUCAGUCGCACUGAGCGCACUGGGAGGUAUGGGCCAGACCAGAGUCGGGAGGACUCCAAGUGGCGUGAGCGUCGGGACAGGGACCCAGAGCGCGAGUAUGAGCGUCGCUGGAGCGAUGAGAGGCGUGGCGACCGCUACGAUGAGCACCGGAGCCGCGACAGCCCUGAGAGAGUGGACCGGAAACGACACAACAGCGAUAGGUCUGAUGAAUACCACUCAGAUGGAGAGUACCAGGAGCAGGACUUCAGGGGAGAGCUGGGAGAGGAGAAGGAGAGCAAGACCAUCAUGCUGAGGGGCCUGUCGGUCCAUAUCACUGAGGAUGAUAUCCAGGCAGCCCUGGACCAGCUGCAGGGACCCCAGCCCGCUGACGUUCGGCUGAUGAAGAACAGGACAGGUAUAAGCCGAGGGUUCGCCUUCGUGGAGUUUUAUCACUUGCAAGAUGCUACCCGAUGGAUGGAGACCAAUCAGAAACUGCUGGUGAUCCAGGGGAAGAGCGUGGGCGUGCACUACAGCAAUCCGCGCCACAAGUUUGAAGACUGGCUGUGCAACACUUGCGGCCUGUACAAUUUCCGGAGGAGGCUGAAGUGCUUCAGGUGUGGAGCAGCCAAAGUCGAAGGCGAGCCCAGCAGCUCCAGUGGAGUGACUCCAGAGCCGCAGCAGAGUGGGGAGGACUAUGGCGAUACCAUCAUCCUGAGGAACAUCGCGCCGUACACCACCGUGGAGGCCAUUAUGGCUGCACUGGCACCGUACGCCAACCUGGCAGCGCGCAACAUCCGCCUCAUCAAGCACAAACAGACCGGGCAGAACAGGGGCUUCGCCUUCGUGCAGCUUCCGUCCCCGCUGGAGGCCUCCCAGCUUCUCACUAUCCUCCAAGGGCUGCAGCCACCACUGAAGCUGGACGGAAAGACCAUCGGCGUGGACUACGCCAAGAGCGGCAGGAAGGACGUGCUCCUGCCGGACGGGAGUCGCAUCAGUGCCUUCUCAGUGGCCAGCACCGCCAUCGCUGCUGCCCAGUGGUCCUCCAGCCAGCCUCAGCAGGGUGUGGGCGGGGCUUCAGAGUUUGCCUACCUGCAGGAGGGCUAUACGCAGUAUGCACAGGAGUACCAGUCCUACUAUCAGCAGCCAGGCGCAGUGGACCCGGCUCUGGGAGCUGGCAUACUGGGAGCUGCUCCUGGGAUGAAGACGCUCCCGGUCGCCACGGCAGUUGUUGUGUCUCAGAGCGCUCAGGUCUACCAGCCGCACAUAAUCGGCCAGCCUGCCACACUGUCACAACCAGCCGCCCCAGCUGCUGAAGUGGUAGAACCGCAAGCCACAGCCACAACCGCAACUGUGACCGCAGCUGUAACCGCCGCAGACGCCACCACAACGCCCGCUUCUGAGAGCACCACACACGCUGCUCCUGACACUUCCACCUACCAGUACGACGAGUCGUCCGGGUAUUACUAUGACUCACAGUCAGGGCUCUACUAUGAUCCAAACUCUCAGUACUUCUACAACUCACAGACUCAGCAGUACCUGUACUGGGAUGGGGAGAAGCAGGCGUACGUGCCCGCUACCAACGCCAACCCGGCCCAGACGUCCAGCAGCCCCGCUGCCACGGGCCCCAAGGAGCCCAAGGAGAAGAAGGAGAAGCCCAAGAGCAAGACCGCCCAGCAGAUCGCCAAAGACAUGGAGCGCUGGGCGAAGAGCCUGAACAAGCAGAAGGAGAGCUUCAAGACCAGCUUCCAGACCCUGAGCCAGUUCAGAGACGAGGAGAGGAGGGAGUCGGCCGCCGCGGACGCAGGGUUCACGCUCUUCGAAAAAAAGCAGGGCGGUGGGCUGGAGAAGCAGCAGCUGAUGACGGAGCUCGUGAGGAGCAGGGAGGAGGAGACCUUGGUGAAGGAUCAGGGCGGGCUGGUGGCGGCGUACAGCGGGGACAGUGACCCAGAGGAGGCGGAGUCAGAGAAGAGCGAGGAGGGCGGGGACAAGCUGACGGACUGGAAGAAGAUGGCCUGCCUCCUGUGCAGACGGCAGUUCCCCAACAAGGAGGCUCUGCUGCGCCACCAGCAGCUCUCCGAGCUGCACAAGCAAAACUUGGAAGUCCAAAGAAGAUCCAAAAUGUCAGAAUCGGAGCUGGAGGAAUUGGAAAGAAAGGAGACUGAGAUGAAGUACAGAGACCGGGCAGCUGAGAGAAGGGAGAAAUACGGCAUUCCGGAACCUCCCGUGCCGAAGAAAAAGAAAUUCGUUGAGCCGCCCAAACCUGUCAAUUAUGAGCAACCCACCAAGGAUGGGCUGAACAGCGACAACAUCGGGAACAAGAUGCUGCAGGCCAUGGGCUGGCAGGAGGGCAAGGGCCUGGGCCGCAACCAGCAGGGCAUCACAGCCCCCAUCGAGGCCUCGCUAAGGACGAAGGGGGCGGGCCUGGGAACCAAAGGCAGCUCUUACGAGCUGUCGGCCACCGACACCUAUAAGGACAUUGUGCGCAAGGCCUUGUUUGCACGCUUCACCGAGCUCGAGUGAACAGCGCGCCUGUCUCAAACCCUUCCAUCCCCCCACCCCGCCCCGUCUGUCCACCCCCCCACCCAGGACCUUGCUCAUGAGAUACAGAGACUGCCCCGCUCGCACCCAGCGCCUGAGCGCCUCUGGACCAGGCCACCUCAGUACAAGCAGAGCCUUCUGGUUGCCGACAGUGAUUGUCCACUCAUCCGUUAAUCGCAUCCUAUCUCUAGUCCCGCCCACAGAAAUGUGACCUGAGCCAAGUUUCAGAAGGUCAGAUGCAGAGGGAGGUGCACAGCAUUUGAGCAAAGUGGCUCAGAAAGUGGCAAAACUGUACACUGUUAUAAUUAUUAUUUAUUUCUGAAUUAUAUAUUUGCAGAGUGCAAACUGAAAACAUGGAAAUAAUCUCAGAACCUUGCGUGCCCAUCUGUGGCUUUGUAAUAUCAGAGUAACUAAUAGGUGAAAUACACAGGCUGUUGUACUUGUUACAGGUUUAACUAAAACAAUAUUUUAUCUAAGUUAAUGUUUGUAUAUAUUUUCCAUGUUUAAAAGUAUUUCUCAAAUUCAGUCAGUAGCUAUUUCUGUUCACUUGUACAGUUUGUAUGAAUCAAUCGUUUCAUUUUGUACAGAUCAAAUAAAUGACAAUAUUUGAUCCCUCUUGGCUGUCUGAAAGAAAUAAAUGCUUGCCGUUGAACAUAAA
Molecule: messenger RNA, 3417 nt
Organism: Anguilla rostrata (American eel)
Lineage: Eukaryota; Metazoa; Chordata; Actinopteri; Anguilliformes; Anguillidae
Product: RNA-binding protein 5-like
Exons: 24
Coding region: 225-2741 (838 amino acids)
Biological process (GO): mRNA splicing, via spliceosome
Cellular component (GO): nucleus
Molecular function (GO): RNA binding
Source: RefSeq, a predicted model, not a curated record